ACAUUUAAAUUUCAAUCUAAUAUAAUAUAUUAAUAUAAAAUUACUGUGAUAAACAAUGACUUUAUAUUUUGACAUACGAGUGCAAAAUCCUGAAGCUGCUUCAAUUAAUACUUUUAUAACUUGGCACAACAACUAUCCCUUGUUAGCUGUUUCCGCAUAUUCUCAAGACAAGGGUGGCUUUGUUACCAUUUAUGAUGACCAAGGUGAACCUGUUCAGGACAUAGAGUCACCAGGACACAUUGUGGCACAAGUAACUGCACUCGGAUGGCAUCCUGAGAGGACAUGGCUGGCAGCAGGAUGGGAAAGUGGAGAGUUACGCGUAUGGCCAGGUGAUACUGGAACUCAAGAAUUCACUGUAGUAGUAACUCCUCAUCGAGAAUCUAUCACAAUUUUGCAAUGGAGCCAGUUUGGCGGUCGCUUGGUAUCUGCAGAUUCCAGUGGAUCUCUAGUUGGCUGGAAAAUAGACUCCAGAGGACAACUUUUUAUGACAUUCCAUCAUGAACUAAAAGAGUCUUUUACACAAAUUGCAUUUAGAACAGUUCCCCCAAAACCAGCUGUUGACAUUAGUGGCUUAGCAAAGGCAGCAGUGGCUGGCGACGAAAGAGCUUUGGAUUUAUUUAGUUCAUGGCGUCCAAGAACCGCUGCACCGACAGUUAAUUCAACUCAGCGAGACAAUCAUUCGUUUUAUAUUGGUACUGCAACUGGUAUCAUAUACUUUGUUGACUCUCAGGGACAAUGUAAGGAAGUUCUCAGUACUGAUGGUGCAACAUUAUAUUGUUUGUUGUAUCAUCAGACUAGGGACUCUAUUAUCAUCAUGACAGAGGGAUUAAAUAUUGGACAUUUUCAGUCAGAUUCAAUCAAUGGAGAACUCACUGAAUUGACCAAGGUAAAAUUAAGUAGCAGAAAUGAUAUAUCGCGCAGUACCAGCACUACCUUAUGCUGGAUCAGUGGAAACACUUUGGCGGUGCUCACGGGAGAACUCGCUGUACGAUGUUUGGAUCUUUAUACAGGUGACACGUAUGUUCUCUCGCCUCCAGAUUCAUCUAACGGAAACAUUGCCACUCCUCAGGAAAUGUGUACCAGUUUAGCGUUCUGCAAAAGCAAUGAUACUUUGGCUGCUGGAACCAAUCUGGGGACAAUCUACUUGUGGAAGCGAAAAUCCUCUUCCGAUAGCGAUGAGAACGCUUGGCCGAGCAUGCCGGAGUGCUGCACGAUUCACGGAACGGUGAAGCAACUGGUGUGGGGCACCAGUUUAUCACGGAAUUCUCUUUUGGCCGUCAACUGCAUUACCAACGUGUUCAUCCUGCGUCAGCAGCCGAUGUGCGCUGUAUACAACGAUGGUGUUUGCGCGAGUCAACUUACACCGACGCAGAUUCUGCUCGAGAUGGACGGGCAGAGCUAUACGUUGAAGACGGAGAUCCAGGUGCAGGCAAUUGCCGUUACGAAGGAGUACGUCGCCGUCUCUUCCGGUAGACAGAUUAUCGUCAGUCGUAUUAACAAAAGUCCCAGUAUCAGCACGACUGUUUUGGCGACUUUCGCCUGCGACACCGAAAAGAUGCUCAUCUAUGAACAUACGUUGAUUGUACUGACUCCGGUGAUCAUUCAAUUACGCUCUGUAGAAGGUUCCGUCAUUCAGACACUUCCCACUUUGCCGGAAGAGGGCGAGCCGAUCACGAUGGAAUUGACGAGACACUAUUUGACUGUCGCUUCAUUGAAUGGGAUCCUGAAGAUCUGGGACUUGGGCAAGCACGAAGCUAAGUUGCACACUCGAGCUAUGGCGACGUAUGAGGCAAUCAGUGACUUUGCCGAAAUCAUCGAGGCUAGAUGUAAUUCGGAUUGCCGCUGCGUCUCAAUCACUGUUGCAAUGGCGAAUUUGAUGCCCAGUUCGAUUUUAUACGUUUGGGACAUUGAAAGCGAUCAGGUCCACGAGUUUGAUUUCGGAGAGUCAAAUGACAUCAUUGACGACGACUCCAUGUUAACUGCACAAUGCAGAGGAAGAUUAGUUACAGCGCAUUGCUGGGAUAUGGAGGAUUCUAGAUUACUUGUAUGUCGAGCUCAAAGAUUGGAAAGUCGUGAUUCUAAGAACUUCUAUAAGGGCGAAAAUAAUAAGAUUACACAAGCUCCUGUGGUAUUGGUAUCAUUAUUUGCGACAUCAGAUCAUGGUAUUGUCGUGCAAGACGUGAAGCCGAUAGCUGACGAGAACUGCCAAUUAUUAGGUGUGCACUCGCCAUACAUCUUUAUUUUAAACUCUGAAAAGAGUGUGGAUAGAAACAGCAAGGUCGCGCAGUUGUUAAUGAGAGAUUUCGAAGAAUUGGGAGACUGCGAUUCUGUCACGAAGAAGGCAGUGAUGGAUUUUAGUUAUCAUAUUAGCGUGGCGAAUAUGGAGGAGGCUUUUAAAGCCAUUAAAUCGAUCAAAAAUGAGACUGUUUGGAAAAGCUUGGCCAAAAUGUGCGUGAAAACGAAGCAACUGAAUAUGGCUCUUCUCUGUCUCGGUCAUAUGAAGCAAGCCAAUGCUGCACGGGCUCUACGUGAAGCGAUGCAGAACGAUACCUUGAAUUUAGAAGCAAAAGUAGGAAUACUGGCUGUUGAACUUGGUCUUUAUACUGAUGCCGAACAUUUAUUUCGGGAAGCGAAACGUUUGGAUCUGCUUGGACAGUUGUUCGAAGCCCAGAGCAAGUUCAAGGAAGCGAUUGGAUUAGCCAGUAACGAGAAUAAGAUUCGAGAGAAGACAAGCUACUAUAAUUACGCUCGUACACUAGAGCAGCAAGGUAAAGUGGCGGAAGCUAUCGACAUGUACACCAAAGCCGAUUGCCAUCGAUUUGAGGUGCCCAGAAUGCUUUUGAUGAGACCUCGGGAGCUCCUUACUUAUCUCAAUAAUUCCGAGGAAUUGGAAAUUAAAAAUUGGCAUGCCCAAUACACCGAGUCGACUGGCGACAUGGAGACUGCUUUGCAUCUUUACGAGCAGGCAAAGGACACUUUGUCGAUGACAAGACUACUUUGUUAUUUCAAUAGAGAGGACGAAGUGUGCGAAUUGGUGACUAAAACGGGUCAUGCUGCAUCAGCAUAUCAUCUCGCCGCCCAUUACGAAUCGAAGAAUAAUGUGUCACAAGCGAUCCACUUUUAUACAGUUGCUAAAGCUUAUACUAACGCAAUUCGACUGUGCAAGGAGCAUGACAUGCUGGAGGAACUAUGGCCACUGGCUAUUUUAGCGCCACGACAUUCGCAGAUAGACGUUGCCAAAUUCUACGAGGACAACAAUCAGCCGGAUCGCGCGGUGAUGCUGUACCACAAAGCCAAUCUUUUGCAUAAAGCUCUGGAUGUUGCCUUUAGAACGCGCCAAUAUAGCGCGUUACAGCUGAUCAUCAUGGAUGUAAACGCGGAUUCCGACCCAGCGUUGAUUCGCAAGUGUGCCGAUUACUUCAUGCAAAAUGAUCAGAUCGACAAAGCGGUAGAUUUGCUCGCGACCGGGAAGGACUACAUGGCAGCCCUGGAUCUGAUUCAGCAGCAUAACGUCGUGUUGAGCGAGGAGCUCGCGGAAAAAUUAACGGUUGACAAGAGAGGCGACGACGACGCGGAGCACGAAAAUAUGAGGAUCUAUACGCUGGAGAAGAUCGCAGAGAUAGCUUUCGAUCAAGGAAAUUACCAUCUCGCGACCAAGAAAUUCACACAAGCUGGAAACAAGUUGCGCGCUAUGAAAGCGCUGCUCAAGUCUGGCGACACCGAGAAGAUCUGUUUCUUCGCGCAAGUGUCGCGGAACAGCGAGAUCUAUAUCAUGGCAGGCAAUUAUCUGCAAUCCUUAGACUGGCAGAAUCAGCCGGAGAUUCUGAAAAAUAUUAUCAGCUUCUAUUCCAAAGGCAAGGCGAUGGAUCUGUUAGCGAAUUUUUAUGUAGCAUGCGCGCAGGUAGAGAUCGAUGAAUUUCAGAAUUAUGACAAAGCGCUGGACGCGUUGAAUCAAGCCAGCAAGUGUCUGAUUAAAGUAGCGACACCGCGUGAUCCAGAUGUUCACAAGCGAGCGGUGGAAUUGGUCAACAACAGAAUGUCAACGAUUAAGCGUUAUUUGGAUAUUAAAAGAUUAUUUGAGAGAGGCGAGACGGAGACGGCAAUGCAACAGGUCCGAUAUUUACUGGAUUCCCAAGGAUCCAAUUUGGAACAAUCGGUGCGUCGCGGUGAUUUAUUUGCGACAAUUACACAGCAUUAUGCCAAUAUAGGAAACACUGAGAAAGCUUGGGCUACCAUCGAGGAAUUGAAACGCUUGGUACCAGGAAUUAAUUUGAGUUAUUACUUCAACGUAAAUCUUCUCGAGCAAUUAGGGUAUAAAAUGACGGUGCAACGGCAGGAUGGUUCCGAUAAGGAUGACGGAAUUGAAGAGUUAUUAGGAGAAUGAAGUUUUAUUAAGAAAAUAUUAAUAUUUCAAAUUAGAAAAUUAAUAUACAGAGUAUCCCAAAAUUAGAUUGACAAACUUCAGAUGAUUAUAAGACGUUAAAGCAAGAUUUUGUCAAUAAACCCAUGUCUGCAAAUGUAAAUGUAAUGUCUGCAAAAAUAUCGAUCAGUUCUUCAUAAAAAAACUUGUCGAUUUCGAACAUGAAUCUCGACUAAAUAGUAAUAAAUACGGAGUGUGACGCCGAAUGAAUACUCAAUAAUGCUGUAAUACUGAGCUUUUAGUUAACAAUGUCUUGUCUUCUUUAAACAAUGUUAAAUAAAUUCUUAUUCAAAUAGUGUCUUAUUAGUCAAACAAUUUUCUACAUAUAUUAAUAUUUUAGUUUCAGAUUCUCUAGUACCGGUCUAAUUUGUCGGUAUAAUUUUGGGAUACCCUAUAUAAAGAAUUAAUAAAUGAAAAAAUAAUUAAAUUAGAAAUAGGAUAAAGUAGACACAUGUUUAAAGUAUUACAUGUAUGGGCUAAAGAUGUCUGUUAGAAAGCACACUCAACUAAUAAUUAUUCCUAAACAAAUAAGCGAUCUCUAUAAAUACGUGAGACUCUAACUCGAUGAUCUGCUAAAAAACGAAGAGCUAUGCAUCACGUAGUUCAGUAAAUGGCAUCAAUCAAUAUUAAGUAAUGAAAAAAAGCACUAGAGAUAAUAAGUUAAAAGUAAUUAUAUAGAUGCAAUAGAAUUUGUAUAUAAAACGUUUAAUUAGAUCAGUUUGAUCCGUCCUUAUAUAUUUUUACGAUAUUUUUGUAAAAUAAAUCUAGUGAAGUAGUGAUUUAUAUAUUUGUUUCUGACAUCCAAAUACAUAUUUAUCUAUUGUUACACGCUUAUAAA
Messenger RNA from Nylanderia fulva, 5258 nucleotides. It is a transcript of the gene rempA, whose product is annotated as intraflagellar transport protein rempA. The record is from RefSeq and is a predicted model, not a curated record. NCBI's taxonomy places the organism in Eukaryota, Metazoa, Arthropoda, Insecta, Hymenoptera, Formicidae. Gene Ontology annotation, molecular function: protein binding. Gene Ontology annotation, biological process: intraciliary retrograde transport. Gene Ontology annotation, cellular component: intraciliary transport particle A; axoneme; ciliary basal body.